AUGCAGUCAAUAGAAAACAGUAAGGAAGAAGAAGAGGAUGAAGAAGUUUUCUUUGGACCUGUAGGAUUUACAGAGAGAUGUGUAGCUCACUCUGUAGCACCAGAAGUAAAGCCAUUAAGCCCUCUUAAUGCGGGUCAAAUGGCAGAACUUGUCAAAGAGGCUGCAUUAGUUGCUUACAGACUGAAGACAGAUUGUAAAAAUUCUCCAUUCAUUGACAGUGAUUCUCCCCCUAAAAAACGACAUUCACGCAGUGGAACAUUCACCAUGGAAAACAGUCCUCUUAAACUGUUAUCUCUGCCUAUUAUAGAGUCUGAGGAGUCAAGUGUAGAGAUUGUGAACAAACCUGACAGUGCCAGCAAGAAAAAUGGAAACACUGUCACCAAAGGUAACAAGGAAAAUUUGUUGCAGCAGGGGAGAAAACUUUUAACACCAAAAGGGUCAAAAUCCCGAAGAUCAGGAGUGGUACCUCCAGCUAACAAAGCUAAGAAAAGUUUACAAGGGAAGUUGCAACAUGGAAAGGCUGUUAUGUGGGGCAUAUCUCGCUACUCCCAAUCCAUGCUUGCACUUCUGGUUGAUGAUGAAGUGGUGAUGAUGAUAUUUAAGACAAAACCUGCUGAGAAGCCUGAGGAAGAUAAACAAACAGAAAAUGAAGUACAGACAGUAAAGUCAGAUGUCGGAUUGCGAACCAGCCAACCUGUACCUGUCAUCAAACAAGCACUGACUAGCAAGGUGCCGGACAGAAAAAGUGGACUUGCAAGACCAGCACAAAGACUUCAGCCUCCCAAGAGUCAUAUGGCUGUCAAAGCAGUGGACACAUCUAGCAUUCCAUCUGUCACUACCACAGGCAGUAGACCCGGAACCUCUUUGAGACGAUCUUUACAACCUCCUAAAAACUUAACUAAAGAAUCGGACCAAUCUACAAAUAAUUCUGCUGACACUUCAUCAACUAAAUCAACAAAUAAUUCAAGUCGACGAACAAUUCAACCUCCUAAAAGUUUCUUAGCUGUAAAAAGUGACUUGUCCACAAAUAGAAGCAUGAAUACUGGUACAUCAAUGAAUCGUAGAUCACUUAAUACAACCAGUAAUAUUGCAGGAAAUCGUACAAUCACUCCAGGAUCAGAUAAAGAUAGUAAACUAAAGGUUCCCAACAAUGGAGGUGGUACAAAACUGAACAGAUCCUACACUAUCUCAGGGCCCAAAUCCACACAAUCAUCUGAAGUUCCCGGCAGUAAGAGACCAGCUUCCAAGCUAAGCUUAUUACAACCUGGUCAGAUCAAGAAAAAGGCUAUAGCCAUGCCAAGCAACACCAAAGCAUCCAAUGGCCCAAUAAAGGCUAUAGCUCCACCUGGAAUCCAGUCACGCACAGUGGAGAGAAAGCCCAGUGUCAGGACAGUCUCGAGCUCCUCUAAUCAAGAUGUUUCCACAUCCACACCAAUCAAAGUACAGAAGAAUGUCCAACCCAAACUCCUGUCCAGCACAUUUACAGCCACACCAUCAAGCUCGGGAAGUUCUACUAGCUUUUUGAGCAGCACACCAGCUUCAAGCAGCAAACGACGAUCGUGUCUCCCAACACCCGACUCUUCCAGGACCAGUUCUUUAAGCUCCAUUCCUCCUCCCAGGUUUAAACUUAUGUUCUUUCUACAGCCCGACUGA
Ylistrum balloti is the source of this 1653-nucleotide messenger RNA. RefSeq lists its product as uncharacterized. Bases 1 to 1653 code for a protein of 550 amino acids. The transcript is spliced from 7 exons. The record is from RefSeq and is a predicted model, not a curated record. NCBI's taxonomy places the organism in Eukaryota, Metazoa, Mollusca, Bivalvia, Pectinida, Pectinidae.